This is a messenger RNA of Mya arenaria, 1495 nucleotides long. RefSeq lists its product as uncharacterized. The coding region runs from base 151 to 717 and encodes 188 amino acids. Lineage: Eukaryota; Metazoa; Mollusca; Bivalvia; Myida; Myidae. The record is from RefSeq and is a predicted model, not a curated record. The transcript has 7 exons.
CGUAUUAUUAUUUAUUCAAAAGAAUCCUUCUGUGGAAAUAAAAACGAGCUCAAGAAAGAGUAUAAAUACGGGACUGCCACCGAUUAAGUGGACACAAUCUUGCCAUUCAUUGACUGGACAACACGUGUACAGCUACUUGUAUCAGGCACGAUGACUUCGACACUUUUUGUCCUCUUUGCACUUGCUGUCGCGGCUUCCGCGACAAUAGAGGUGAACCACUUAGUACAGACGAAUGACGCAGGCCAUAAGAUACAAAUGGACGUGAUUCGCGACGAGGACGCUAAACUCGUAUUGUCUAUCAUCGGAGACGUCUCCCGAUACAGAGGAUCGAAACAGACUGUCAACUUUCAUGACUACAACGUGGGCUAUGGUGUUCUUAAGGAUAUCAACAGGAAAAUUUGUAUUCUAACGCGACCGUUGGUUCCGAUGCUGCCAUCAUGGAAAUACGAACAGGGCACAACCGACGAAAUUCAUGUUCACAACAUGCACUUCAAUCACACAAAAAUGUCAAAUGAAGAAGUUUUGGAACUUGCUGGAUCAAACAUAGCCACUUUCUGCCACGAUUAUAAUACUUAUUAUGCAGAGGCCACCCCAGCCGACAGGAGAGACACUGCAGAUAUGAUUGGGGUAAUGGGAACAGAAAGAAGCAGAGGUACAAUGUGGUGCGUCUUCUCAAGUUGUAUCUUUGGUGAAGGUGAUUACGCACACUUAGGAUAGAAAAGAAGAAGAACAAGAAGAAGAAGAAGAAAAAGAAGAAGAAGCAGAUGAAAAAAAAAAAAAAAAAAAUGUUUGUUAAAUUCAACUAAUAAAAUUACUAUUGGAAAGGGCAGUGCACUUGAGUAACCUCAAAUUAACAAUAAAUGUACUAUUUAAAACAUCACAAACAUGUGUGUUCAUUCGAAUAGGUGAAAGAACGUUUUAGUUAUAUGUGUGGAUUUAGAAAUACUAUAUAUGUUUAUAUAUUUCAUGAAACAUCAGGAAAAACGUGUCUAAUUGUAGUAUGUAUUGUGUCGACUCGUAUUGUGAGGUUUCUGUAUAGAAAACAUGAUACUUAAAAAAUAUUAAUUUUUAAUGCUACAAGAAGUAAGUUCAAUAAUUUUCAGAAAUUCAGAGGACACCAAAAACAUCGGCUUACAUACGUUCUCUCGUAAGACAUUCUAAAGGAAAAUAAAACAAUAAAAACAGAGUUGGAAUUUAAAUUCAUAUCUCGGUUUGUAUGCAAUUUAUUCUGAAUAUUAUUUAAAUAUAAUUGGCAAUUCCAAAUAGCAAAUAAAACAAACAUGGACGUGCCUUUUAACACUUUUUUCCAUUUUUGCUUGAAUAUCUCUCUCUCUCUUUGUUUGAAUAUAUUAAUCUUAAGAUUUUAACACAUUGAUUUAACUAAACUCAUAAAUAUAAUAAUAAUAAAUGUGUUUUACUUUAAAUGCCCAAAUAUGUGUCCAAUGUCAUUUUGUAUACUAACAGAAUAUAUGCAAUAAAAAACUUUAACAUUGAA